Symbiodinium sp. CCMP2592 is the source of this 705-nucleotide messenger RNA. The record is from the annotation of a GenBank genome assembly. Lineage: Eukaryota; Dinophyceae; Suessiales; Symbiodiniaceae.
AUGAUCCCGGAAGUGGCGUGUCGGCACCUCAUCGGUGCGCGGGGGGAUCGCAUCAAGCUCCUGAGAGAGGAGUCGGCCUGCGAGAUCCAUCUCUCCCCCGGGAAUGUUGCCGGCAUUGCCGCCCAGCGGCGUGUGAAAUGCAACGGGUCGGUUGCCAGCCUCGUAGAGGCCGCCGCGCGCGUGCACGAGGUGUUGGUGGAGUUUGCGGAGAUUGGGAUCCUCUCGCUGAGGCAUUUCGAUCUCCAAGAGGUGCCAGUCGGCGAGCAAGAGGACCCGGCUGGGAACGGUUCGCGCCGCCCUUUGGGAGCAGGCCUGGCUGGCAUCGCGCCCCGCGAGGCACGCAAUGCUCGGGUUGCUGUGCGGCAGCUGGUGGUGGCGGAGGAGUGCGGCUGGUUGAUCGGCAAGCGAGGGAAUAAGAUCCACAAGCUCCGGGAGCUUGCCUUAGUUGCCACCCGCGAUGGUGACGAGGAGCUGUGCCAAGACCGUCCUCGCUCGGUGGUCGAGAUAUUUGGGGCGACCAUGUCAAAAUGCCUCUGCGUACUGCAACUGAUCGUGGAUGACCUGGAGCUCUUUCCAGAGGUGGUCCCCACCACCAGCCUGCUCCUGCCAAAGAACCUGGCCCCCUUCGCCCCCAUCGGCUUUGACGAGGUGUGGCAAGAAGAAGAGGAAGAUUUCAGGAGAAACAGGACUAGCGCCGUAGAGUAG